Microstroma glucosiphilum is the source of this 1440-nucleotide messenger RNA. RefSeq lists its product as hypothetical. The transcript has 5 exons. Lineage: Eukaryota; Fungi; Basidiomycota; Exobasidiomycetes; Microstromatales; Microstromataceae. Gene Ontology annotation, molecular function: GTPase activity; GTP binding. Bases 1 to 1440 code for a protein of 479 amino acids. The record is from RefSeq and is a predicted model, not a curated record. Gene Ontology annotation, biological process: translation.
AUGGCUUCCAGUGUGGGGUCUCUUUCUGCGCCUGCCAAGCCCGCUAGUCACGAGAAAAUUCUCGAGGAGUGGAAGCAGAGAAAUGCAACUCAAGAUGGCAAGAAGGACAUUAGCGUCGUUGUUGUUGGACACGUUGACGCAGGCAAGUCGACCCUGAUGGGUAGAAUCUUGCAUGACACGGGCAUGCUGAGUGACAGGGAGCACAACACAAAUGCGAGAGCGAGCGCUAGGCUGGGUAAGGGGAGCUUUGCUUAUGCUUGGGCCUUGGAUGCCAGUGAGGAAGAGAGAGAAAGAGGUAUCACGAUGUCGACCGCCCACGCCCACUUCAACACUACUCACCGGGCAUAUACGGUCCUGGACGCUCCUGGACACCGAGACUUUGUACCUUCGAUGAUCUCAGGCGCUGCUCAAGCUGACGUGGCUAUCCUUGUGAUUGACGCCAAGGACGGCGCUUUUGAAGCUGGUUUCGGCCCUCGAGGGCAGACACGUGAGCACGUGCUUUUACUCAGGGCAUUGGGUGUCCGCGACGUCGUCGUUGUGAUCAACAAAAUGGAUGCCUUCGACUUCAGCCCUCAGCGCUACUACCAAAUCGUCGACGAGCUCAAGCCCUUCUUCGAGACCGCAGGAUUCGAUCUGAAACGGAUACAGUUUGUUCCUUGUGCUGCUCAUGCUGGGCUCAACGUCUCUGCUCAGUCGGAAGAUUGUCACUUCGCCGACUGGACUGAUGGCAAAAAGAUUCCCACUGUCCUGGACGUCCUGGAUACUCUGGAGCCGCCGGCGCGUGAUGUAGAUGCACCGUUGCGGAUGCCGCUCACGAACGUGUUCAGAGGACAGACGGCCAUUGCUUCAGGUAUCGCUGCAGCUGGUCGAGUGGUGUCUGGCUUGAUCGCGACUGGUGAUCGCCUGAGAGUGGUUCCAGGUGAUGAAGUGGCUACAGUCAGAGCCCUGGAGCAGGAUAGCGAGAGCGUGCCAUGGGCGGUCGCAGGGGCCAGCGUGACAGCUUACCUUUCUGGAAUCGACGAGAUUCACCUUGCCGUCGGAUCGGUCCUCUGCCCGCCUUCACAGCCGAUCGCCCUCUCGACGAACCUGCUCGUGCAACUCCUCGUCUUCGACCCCACCUACCCCAUCCUAGCAGGCUCGGUCCUCUCCCUACACCACCACUCCCUCGAUCUGCCCUGCACAAUCGUCGAUCUAGUCUCAACGAUUGAGAAGCCCUCCAGCACCGCCACGGGAGCUUCAGGCUCUACAGCUGCUGCUGGCUCUGCAGGCAAGAAGAAGAGGAAACCGAGGGUUCUGGGUAAAGGGGCUACGGCCCUGGUGAGGAUCUCUGUGCAGAGUCCUGGUGUGCCGGUAGAGGUAAAUCGCAAGGACUUGGCGAGGGUGUUGCUCAGACUUCAGGGAGAGACGGUUGCUGCAGGAGUGGUGGUGGAGUCUAGCUGA